UUUGUGGAAUUUGGAGACUGAGUGCUGAAGAAUGAACAGACUUUGGCUUGAAAAGCGUCCGUGUGUGCUGCAGUAGUUAGGGGUAGAACGGUUUCUUGGACACACUGGGAAUGAGGAGAGCCAAAAAUGAGUCACAUGGAUGACUGCAGACAUCACAUUUAAUUGUGCAAUAAUACUACAGCAAGCACAAUUGGAGCAGGCUUGCUGACCUCACAGCUGAAAGCACUAUUUAAGAUCUGGCUACCAGAUGUUCCAAUAGGAUCUAGCCAGCUGCUAGCGGAGGUUACCCCGAGUGUUUUAACAGGGAGUAUUUACAGCCUAACAGUUCGGAAGAGAUGAUUGCGCUAAUUUUCUUUUCUGCCCUGCUGUGGGACAAGGCUCAAGCAUGGGGAUUCAAGGAUGGAGUGCUGCAUAACUCUAUUUGGCUAGAACGAGCAGCUGGGGUGUACCACCGGGAGUCACGCUUGGGGAAGUACCGGCUCACCUAUGCAGAAGCAAAAGCCGUCUGUGAAUACGAGGGAGGACACCUGGCCACCUACCAGCAGCUGGAGGCAGCGAGAAAAAUAGGUUUCCACGUGUGUGCCGCUGGCUGGAUGGCAAAGGGCAGAGUUGGUUACCCCAUAGUAAAAGCUGGAGCCAACUGUGGUUUUGGAAGAACCGGGAUUGUGGACUAUGGGAUUCGCCUCAACAGAAGCGAGAGAUGGGAUGCCUACUGCUACAACCCGAACGGAAAAGAAUGUGGUGGAGUCUUCACGGAUUCAAAACAUGUUUUUAAGUCACCAGGCUACCCAAACGAGUAUGAAAAUGACCAAAUUUGCUACUGGCAUAUCAGAGUAAAGUAUGGACAGCGGAUUCACCUACAGUUUCUGGAGUUUGAUGUUGAAGAUGACACUGCCUGUAUGGCUGAUUACUUGGAAAUCUAUGACAGCUAUGAUGACAUCAGCGGUUUUGUGGGCAGGUUUUGUGGAGAUGAGUUGCCAGAUGACAUCAUUAGCACAGGCAAUGUUAUGACCUUGAAGUUUCUGUCAGACGCCUCAGUGACCGCUGGUGGUUUUCAAAUUAGGUAUGUUACGAUGGACGUGCCUUCAAAGGCAGGUGAUGGAAAGAACACGACCUCCCAAGGAAAAACAAACUUCUUAUCAGGAAAGUUUGGUAUUAUCUGAGCAAAAUAACUCGAUACCCUCACUAGGAAACACGUUUUAGGACCCAAUUCAGAUACCUGUUUCUUCAGAUCAGACAGGGACAUACGGUCAUUUUCUUCGUAUCUUUCUGACUUUUUAUUUUCUAUACGUUUUGAUAACAAAGUAUACCAGGAAAUAAAUUAUAAAAUUUAUUUUUAGAUUACAAGUCCUGUAAAAAAAAAAAAAGAAGAAGAAUGAAGAAUUCAUCGUUACCAAAGGCUGUAGAACUAUUUUUGUAUACAAACUGUUCCCUUUCCUCACUUCUUGCACCAUUCGAACAAACCUUUUGUGCGACCAGUGUUUCAAUUAUUUUUGAACUCCUUAUUUCCUUGGUUUUCACCUAUUUAUUUUUUAGACUGUUAUUUUUAUUGUAAUUAACUCAUUCCCUUUCAAAAGGCCUUCAAAUUCAAAAGGCCUUUAGAGUCUGUUUGUUCUAAAGAUACGUGAAUUCAUCCUGUGGAUGGCCUGGCAGCCAGCCUGUAUUAGCCUGAAGGUUGCAAAGAAGCACGAAAAGCACAGGCUCUGUCACAAAAACAUUGUCAUUUUCUUGUGAGAUGACUCAGAAAGUACUCGACACAUUUCUUCGGGCCCUCCUCAUGCGGAGAAGAGAUGGUCAGGUCUUUGCACUCGUCUGACGGCACUUGAUGAAGAAACCAAAGGGAAGACGUGGUGAUGGUGAGAAACUGGUGAGAUGGAGCGCCAGAAGAAAUUGCUACCAAGAAAUCCGCUUGGAAGACACUGUUCUGAUGCUGUGUGUUGUUUACAUGGGUUUUAAGAAAGACUGUGCUACUUUGAAUCGAUAAACAGAAACCAUUCCACAUACGUUCUCACCUUCAGUCUAAAUUCCGCGGUCUGAAGCAGCAUUAAAGCUACCUCUGUUUUAACCUUG
This is a messenger RNA of Numida meleagris (helmeted guineafowl), 2070 nucleotides long. It is a transcript of the gene TNFAIP6, whose product is annotated as TNF alpha induced protein 6. The coding region runs from base 336 to 1163 and encodes 275 amino acids. The transcript has 6 exons. Gene Ontology annotation, biological process: negative regulation of inflammatory response; cell adhesion. Gene Ontology annotation, molecular function: hyaluronic acid binding. Lineage: Eukaryota; Metazoa; Chordata; Aves; Galliformes; Numididae. The record is from RefSeq and is a predicted model, not a curated record.